GCUCCCCAUUUUGAAGACCUUUUGCGCAUCAAUUAGCGCGAUCGCUCGGGGAAUUAUUUAUUCUCUUGAAUGUUGAAGACGUCUACAGGAGCAUGACGCAACUCCUGAAGAAAGUUUGCGUCAUGCCAGGCGAAUCCGCGGCUUUAAAGAGUAUGGUUGUUGGGUGCUGUGGCAGUUGAGCUUUAGCUUCGGAUAAGUAAGGUGGUGUCUGGAGUAGUGCGCUUAGAAUUGAUCUUGUUGGACAAUGGAUCACUUGAGCGUGUUGCUGGCUUUCGCCGUGGGGUGCCUCGGCAUCUACUACUUCUUCUGGUACUCCUUCGGGCAUUUCCGGAAACUAGGGCUCGCCUACAUGAAACCUAUGCCCAUCGUCGGGAGCAUGUGGAAGGUGACGAUCCGACGCACGUCCGUGGCCGACAUGUUGCGGGAGACCUACAACAAGUACCCGGACAUGAAGUACAUAGGCUUCUACGACUGCAACGACCCGGUCUUCAUGGUAAGAGACCCGGAGUUAAUAAAGUCCAUCGCCGUGAAGAGCUUCGACAGCUUCCCGAACCACAGACCAGUGGUCGACCCGGAGAUGGACCCGAUCUUCGCCAAGAACCUCUUCUCCCUUCAGGACGACAAGUGGAGGUCCAUGAGGACCCUCCUCAGUCCAGCCUUCACGUCCAGCAAGAUGAAGUUCAUGUUCAAGCUGAUGUCGAAAUGCGCCGCCAAGUUCGCGGACCACAUCGCCUUGGAGCAGAAGGACAAGCCUGGGAACAAGGAAGUGGACAUGAAGAUGAUCCUUACGAAGUACACCAACGACGUCAUAGCGACCUGCGCGUUCGGGAUAGACGUGGACACCAUGAAGAACCCGGAGAACGAGUUUUACCACCUAGGGAAGAAGGCCACGAGUUUUGAAGGAACCGCUGCGCUCAAGUUCUUCCUGGUGAGGACGUUCCCUGGGUUCUGCAGGCUCUUCAACAUAACCUUCAUGGACAAGAGGGUGAAGGACUUCUUCAUGUCCGUUGUCGGGUCCACGGUGGCCACGAGGGACGAGAAGGGCAUCACCAGGCCUGACAUGAUCCAGCUGAUGAUGGACUCCAGGGGCAAGAACGAGGACCUGGACCUCGUGGAGAUGACCUCCCAGGCCUUCGUCUUCUUCUUCGGCGGCUUCGACUCGUCCUCGUCGCUGAUGUGCUUCGCCGGCCACGAGAUCGCCGUCAACCCUGAAGUCCACGAAAGAGUGCAGGCCGAGGUCGACGAGGUGCUCAAGGAGAGCCAUGGGGAUCCCACCUACGAGGCGAUCAACUCCAUGGAGUACCUAUCCGCGGUGUUGUACGAGGCGCUCAGGAUGUACCCGGUGGCUCCCAUGUUGGACAGGGUCUGCGUCAAGGAGUUCGAACUUCCCCCAGCCUCCCCUGGGAUGAAACCCGUCACCCUGUACCCGGGGUCCAGGGUGGGCUUCCCGAUUUUCGGGCUACAGCGGGACCCGAAGUUCUUCCCCGACCCUGAUAAGUUCGACCCGGAGAGGUUCCUGGGCGAGGACAGGAUCAACACCGCCAAUUCUAACGUCUACCUUCCUUUUGGAUUGGGUCCCAGGAUGUGCAUCGGCAACAGGUUCGCCUUGCUCGAAAGCAAAGUCGUCCUGUUCCAUCUUCUCGCCAGGUGCAACCUGAAGCCCUGCUCCAAGACCUCCAACCCCAUGGAGUUUAGCCGUAAGGCAUUAUCCAUGAUGCCGAUGAACGGAUUCUGGCUUGACCUAGAGCCCAGGGAGAAGACCUUCCUGUCCACCAGCUCCUAACAACGCGAAGAGCACCCUAAAUUCAGAUUGACUUUCCUUCGGAAGGAGACAUUGAAAAUAAUUGUGCUUUAAUUUCUGCAUGUUGAAUACUCAAUUAAUCGACGCGAUAACGAUACCAAUGUCUCCUUUGACUCUUCCGUUGUACAGCUAUCUUCCUCGCAAUUACGAGAAUAUACCAUUUCGGUUAAUUGACUGCUUCUGCAAUUGCGUCGUGCGUUGACAUGUCCGUCACGUUUCGGUAAAUCCCGAGGUUGGUUUUAAUUCAUGCGCACCUAGGAGGAAUAUUUUCCUGGCUUUGUCAAUACCGAGUUAAUGUAUGCCGAUGUACGCGACAGGUAAUGGCAGAUGCAUUGCGUGUACAUACACGGUAUGAACCACGUGUCGCCUUCGAGAUCAAUUGAACGCUCGUUAGUCCGGCGUCUCAAUGGCGGAGUCAAAGCAAUUCACCUCACACUUGACUCGGUCAAGAAUAAACAUUAGAGUACCGGA
Molecule: messenger RNA, 2272 nt
Organism: Orussus abietinus
Lineage: Eukaryota; Metazoa; Arthropoda; Insecta; Hymenoptera; Orussidae
Product: cytochrome P450 9e2
Exons: 1
Coding region: 245-1783 (512 amino acids)
Molecular function (GO): iron ion binding; heme binding; monooxygenase activity
Source: RefSeq, a predicted model, not a curated record